Iphiclides podalirius (scarce swallowtail) is the source of this 771-nucleotide messenger RNA. The record is from the annotation of a GenBank genome assembly. NCBI's taxonomy places the organism in Eukaryota, Metazoa, Arthropoda, Insecta, Lepidoptera, Papilionidae.
AUGAACUUCUCUGUCUAUUUACCACCACAAGCCGAAGGAGGGGAUUUGAAAUUACCUGUCAUUUUUUAUCUUUCUGGCCUCACUUGUACUGAGCAGAAUUUUAUCACCAAGUCUGGUUUCCAAAGAUAUGCAGCUGAACAUGGCAUAAUUGUUGUUGGACCUGAUACUUCUCCCAGGGGAGUGAAAAUACCCGGUGAUGAUGAAUCUUGGGAUUUUGGUGUGUCUGCUGGCUUUUAUUUGGAUGCUAUUAAGGAUCCCUGGUCCAAGUAUUAUAGGAUGGGUAGCUAUUUAAACAAAGAGCUGUACGAACUGAUUCAAAAUGUCUUCAGCAUUGUAGUUGAUCCAAACCGCAUUGGGAUAAUGGGUCACAGUAUGGGAGGCCAUGGAGCGCUUGUUUCAACAUUGAGAAACCCAGGAUUAUAUAAAUCUGUCAGUGCAUUUGCACCCAUUUGCAAUCCCAUUGCAUGCUCUUGGGGAGUGAAGGCAUUUACUGGUUAUCUUGGAGAAGAUAAAAAUGAAUGGCAGGAAUGGGAUGCAAGUGAACUUGUUAAAAAGUAUAAUGGACCACCACUCACACUACUUUUGGACCAGGGUGCUGCAGACAAAUUCUACAUUGAAAAACAAUUACUUCCUGAAAAUUUAGUGAAAGCUUGCCAAUCUGUUGGAGUGCCGGUGAUAUUAAAAUUGCGUGAGGGAUAUGAUCACUCUUACUACUACAUUUCAACAUAUAUUGGUGAACAUUUUGAUUUCCACGCUAAGAUUUUGAAGGCU